Acyrthosiphon pisum (pea aphid) is the source of this 1789-nucleotide messenger RNA. It is a transcript of the gene RagC-D, whose product is annotated as Ras-related GTP binding C/D. Gene Ontology annotation, cellular component: Gtr1-Gtr2 GTPase complex; nucleus; lysosome. Gene Ontology annotation, biological process: negative regulation of autophagy; cellular response to starvation; positive regulation of TORC1 signaling. The transcript is spliced from 8 exons. Gene Ontology annotation, molecular function: GTP binding; GTPase activity. Bases 309 to 1424 code for a protein of 371 amino acids. NCBI's taxonomy places the organism in Eukaryota, Metazoa, Arthropoda, Insecta, Hemiptera, Aphididae. The record is from RefSeq and is a predicted model, not a curated record.
UCAUGUAGUCAUGUACGAAAUUGAGAAAUUCUGAAUUCCGAAAGUGGUACUCUAACUUGUAGUUUUCAAACAAAUAUUGAAAAUUGUAAUGAGCCAGUGUAACUUUCAUAUCUCGUUUUAGAAACAUAAUUCUCAAAUCUAUCAUCUAUAUUAGCUAUUAAGUACCUUCAUCAUUUUAGUCAAAAAUUCUAAACAAAUGUUCAAUGAUAUAAAAUAUUUUUAAUAGUUAGGUAAUUAGUAUUUCUAGUAUAAUAUUCAGUCAGACAGUAUUAUAUUUGAAUAAUUAAGUUUUCCAGCAUAAAUUUAUCAUGUCGUUUAAUAGAGUUGAGGAAGAAUCGUUUAGCACAACUUUUGAUAUUGGAUCAUUACCUAAACACUAUGAAUUUAAUGAAUUUAUAUCAGAUGAAGAUACAGAAUCAGACAGAGAUGAUUUACCACGACUUGUACUUAUGGGCUUAAGAGGGAGUGGGAAAACUUCCAUACAGAAAGUCGUUUUUCAAAAAAUGUCACCGAACGAAACCUUAUUUAUUGGAAGUAAUAAUUCAAUGUUAAAAGAUGUUGUUAAUAAUUCAGCAUUUGUGAAUUUUCAAAUUUGUGACUUUCCUGGUCACUUUGACUUUACUGAUUCUGAAUAUGAUGUACAAUCUAUACUUCAAGGAUGCCAAUCACUUGUAUUUGUAAUUGAUGCUCAAGAUGCUAUAGCUAGUGCACUUAAUCGUUUACAUUCAGUUGUAACAAAAGCCUACAAAAUAAAUAAGAAUAUAAAGUUUGAAGUUUUCAUUCAUAAAGUAGAUGGACUCACAGAAGAUACUAAAAUGGAAACUCAAAGAGAAAUCCACCAAAGAGCUAAUGAUGAUCUUGUAGAUUCAGGAGACGAACAAAAAAUAUAUAUUAGUUUCCAUUUGACGUCAAUUUAUGACCAUAGCAUAUUUGAAGCAUUUAGUAGAGUUGUGCAAAAAAUGAUUCCUCAUUAUGCAACUCUUGAAAAUUUUCUGAACAUCAUUAUAUCAACGUCUGGAAUUGAAAAAGCUUUUUUAUAUGAUGUGAAAACUAAAAUAUAUGUAGCAACUGAUUCAUCACCGGUCGAUAUUCAAAGUUAUGAACUUUGUUGUGAUAUGAUUGAUGUUGUUAUAGACUUAUCAAAUAUUUAUGGGUUGGGCGAAAAUCCAGGAUUAAUGAAUGAUCCAGCUUUCGAUGAUCAAAGUUCAAGUCUAAUUAAACUAAAUAAUGGUACAAUUUUAUAUUUAAGAGAGGUAUGCAGUUUUUUGGCACUUGUAUGCAUACUAAGAGAAGAUAACUUUGAAAAACAAAGAAUUAUAGAUUAUAAUUUUGUGAUUUUACGAAAAGGUAUACAUAAACUUUUUGAAUUAAAAGAUAAAGAAAAAGAAAGUAUUGAACCCAGAAAGCCACCAUCAUAUAAGUAAUUAAUAAUUUAAUUUACUUAUGUUUGAAUAUUAUACCUAUUACUACAAUUUUACUUUAUUUUAUGAUAUUAUGUAAGUUUAUAUUUAAUUAUUUAUAAAAACAAUUUAGGUAAUCAUUGUAAAACUUUUAAAACUAAAAUUGUGUAAUAAAACAAAUAUAAAAUUAAUAAAUUAUCAUUAGUUGGUUUUAUAAAUAACAUUUUUUGUACAUUAAUUAUUAUUUAAGCAAGGAAUUAUUUUGCCACAUUAAAACAGAAUAUUUUUCCUUAAUAUGAAUACUAGUAUUAUAUUACAAUAUGAAGGGUAUUCAUAGAAUAUGUACUUUUAUUUUUUAUAAUCACUAUUAUAGUAUCCAUGUACUAAUA